UUAGUAAUAACAAGAAAAGCGAUCGUUUAAAAAGUUGUUGAGAUGCCGAAGUUAUAACUCUUUGAUCCGUAACUGUUUUUUUCUUGCUGUUGCGAUGCUCAAACAGUGAAAGAUUUAAAAAUGAAUCAUUUUAGAAACUCUCCGGUUUUAAAAUACGCGUUGGGUAUAUUUAUCGUACAAAUAGUUACUGUGUAUUUAUUUAUAAAAGCUACACAUUAUUUUUCAAACUUAAAUGACAUUUUGACUUUGAAUAAGCGAGGCGUACAAGGAGAAACAAAAUAUGGCAGUCAACAUGAACUGAAAGACUAUAACGUGAAGUGGAGUAAAGUAAAACUACUAGACAAAGUUCCAAAAGAACUUAUGCACGAUAAAUGGAUUGUUUUAACAACAAUUAACCCUCCGACUGAAGAUGUAAAGAAAUUGGCUGCUAUACCAGAUUGGAAAGUUGUUGUAGUCGGAGAUACAAAAUCACCAAAAUACUGGAGUUAUCCUAACUGUAUUUUUUUGGAUGUGAAGAAACAACUUGCACUUGGUUAUCAAACUACUAAACUGCUUAAAUAUAAAAGUUAUGCUCGCAAAAGUAUCGGAUUUUUGUAUGCUAUCCAACACGGUGCGAAGGUGAUUUACGAAACUGAUGACGAUAACAGCCCAACAAUCGGUAAAAUCGGAUUCGAUCCCGAAUCAUCACUUAAUUAUCUUGUUUACCACACAAACACGCGCAGUGUUGUCAACCCUUAUGCUCAUUUUGGACAAAGUUCGAUUUGGCCUCGCGGUUACCCCCUAGAUAAAAUCGGUGACGAGCCAAUACAUACAUUUCGUCAAUGCAAUAAGCAAAGAGCACUAGUUCAGCAGGGGGUAGUAAACGGAGAUCCAGAUGUAGAUGCGAUUUAUAGAAUUACGCGAAAAGAUGCUAAUGUUAACCUGACUGUAUCGUUCGAUUCAAAUGCUAAACCUGUUUUACUACCGAAAGGUAUCAUGGCGCCAUACAAUUCCCAGAAUACAUUGCAUUUGUAUGAUGCAUUCUGGGGUCUCCUGUUACCACAGACUGUCGCUUUUCGCGUGUGUGAUAUCUGGCGAGGUUAUUGGACGCAAAGACUUUUGUGGGAAAUAGAUGGUAAUUUAGCUUUCUUUCCGCCCAACGCCUUUACAUUUCGAAACGCCCACAACUAUUUAGAAGAUUUUAUCGAUGAAAAACAAUUAUAUCAUGAUUCUGGUCGAUUUGUCAACUAUCUGAAAGCAUGGAGAAGCGAUAAAAAACAUUUCUUCGACAGAGUGAUAGAUCUAAGUUUCAGUUUAGUCUCGGAAAAUUUCUGGGAAAGUGACGAUACGUUGCUAGUAAAAUAUUGGCUGAUGGACCUUGUCAGCAUCGGAUAUAAGCCACCGACAAUUGGAGCUAAAAGUGGUCCGUGCGAUAGCGAGGUUAGUACUGUUCUCCCGAACGAACAAGCUUCAUCUUAUUUACGAAGCAAAAACACACUGAAGAAAUUAGAGUAGAUAUUUUUACAUAUUUUUGGGAUCGAGGUUGCUAACAAUGCUUUACAAUUUUCUCUACAAAACCACAAUAUCGCUAUUUUUCUCAAACCGUGCACACUCGUAAAAUAACACUAACAUAACCUUGAAUACUUAAAUCUGAUCGACGUGUGAUUAUAUUUCUAAAAAUUCCGCCAUUUUACUUGUAAAUCACGUGACAACGUGAUAUGGAAGUUAUAUUUGCAAGACCUGAAUUAAACAGCGGAGUUAUAAAUUACUUAUAAAUACACAAUUCACCCCGUAUAAUCUUACUUAUGUAAACAAUGACUAAAUAAUUUUUUCAGGGUUUUUCGUUUUUACAUAAAGUGUAACCUGGAUACCCAGCUACACUUUUACAGAUUUGGUCACGUGACGUCGGAUGUAAAUAAAUUCCGUGGUCACCUAGCCCUUGUUUUGUUAAAAUAAGAAUGUUAAGCCUGGUUUAGACUGACUUGCGUUGCGUUUGCGGAAGCAGAGUACGCAUGCGCACUUGUUCAAAUUUCAAACAUUGGCGGAAGGAUUUUGUUAAAGUUCUAGCGACAUGGACGAAGACGAAGCUGUAAUUUUUUAAGUUUUACACUUUUUAUUAUUUGUUUAUCUUUUUUUAAAUGAAAAUGAUAUAGAAAAAUUUUUACA
This is a messenger RNA of Hydractinia symbiolongicarpus, 2145 nucleotides long. RefSeq lists its product as uncharacterized. The transcript has 2 exons. Bases 121 to 1494 code for a protein of 457 amino acids. NCBI's taxonomy places the organism in Eukaryota, Metazoa, Cnidaria, Hydrozoa, Anthoathecata, Hydractiniidae. The record is from RefSeq and is a predicted model, not a curated record.